Anopheles cruzii is the source of this 3985-nucleotide messenger RNA. Its product is annotated as claspin-like. The transcript has 6 exons. Lineage: Eukaryota; Metazoa; Arthropoda; Insecta; Diptera; Culicidae. The coding region runs from base 99 to 3884 and encodes 1261 amino acids. Gene Ontology annotation, biological process: activation of protein kinase activity; mitotic DNA replication checkpoint signaling; mitotic G2 DNA damage checkpoint signaling. Gene Ontology annotation, molecular function: anaphase-promoting complex binding. The record is from RefSeq and is a predicted model, not a curated record.
AGCUGAAUAUUUUGUGCAUUAAAAGUGUGUUGUGCUAAACGAAUUCAAGUUUUCUUAAUCACAGCGUGCUCGAGACGUACCAGUCGAUUGCUUUGAACAUGGAUUCCGAUUGUGAAUUACAAGCCUCGGACACACUUCGCUUUGAGUCGGAAUCAGACCCAGAAGAAAACCAUUCUGAUGCAAUGAUUGUUAGGAGUCCAAGUGCAAAUCCAAACGACCCUAUAGACAACGUAAAUGAAAAUUCGAGAAAUCCUGGAGAAUACAAAGGAGAAGAAGAGAAUAUACAACCUUUGUCAAAGUGGAAAAACAAAGAGUCUGGAGCUCAGAUUGAAAAAGAUGAUGCACAAUGUGAGGGUAAACCAGACAGCGCAGUUCAUCUGCGCUGGAAAACAAACAUAUCUAAUAUUAUCGAUAGUGACUCAGACGACGAUCCCAUUAUAUCUAAAACUACAGAAGAUCAUUAUAGUUUAUCCGAUCCCACUAAAACAAAGAUGCAUCAUCUCAAAUCAAUAUAUGAUACGGAAUCAGAUUCUGAAAUAAAGGUUAAUAGUAAGAAAAAAGAUAAAUCUAGAAAAAAAGCAAGUAAAAAAAGGAGUAACGAAAGGAAAGGACGAAAUGUCGACUUCGAUUCUGGUACGGAUGAAGCCAUGUCAAACAGCGCAUCAUCCGGCCCGGUAGUCCAUAAGGCCAGAACCAACAAAAAAACCAAGAAACAUAUUAUUUUCUCUAAAAUAGAAACAGCACAAGACAUACUUGCAAACUUGAAUUUGGUCUUCAGUGAUGAAGACAAUAAUGAACCGCAUACUUUUGAAAAACAAUCAACAUCGCCAUCGUCUUCAGAUGAAGAGUCACGAGAAGCAAGUUCAUCCAAGGUAAAAGGAAACAGAAAGAUGACUAACCAUGAAGCAAUGGAAGAAAAACGUAUAAUUCAAAGCGAAUCGCAGAGAAUGAAACGAGAAACGUCAAUUGAUGUUCCAUACCAUCGAGCCCGAGCCCGCACGUUUGAAGAAUUCCUUGCGCGAAAAGCUAUAUGCAGAGCUGAUACACCGAAUAACUGCAUGCCCAAAACAAAAUUGCGAGAUAUGUCGAUGAAAAUGACGCCAGAGCAACUGGAAAGGUUUGCACGCCACUUGAAGGAGCGAGAGGAGGAAUCCAAAAAAUUUUAUCAGCCGGAAAUCGAAAUAUCGGAUAAAGAACCGGAACAAAACAGGAUACCGAAUCAAAUUCGUAAAUCAAUCGAUCUGCCACAAUUGGAUGCAGCGACUGAGAGGACAGCCAGCGAAGAUAAAACGAUACCAAGUUCUUCCGAAGAACCAUUGCAAAAGUCGACUAUUGAUGUGAAUCCUUUGAACAUACAAACAAAUGAUCCAUUGGUCACAGAAGUAAUAUCCAAUGCCGAUGAAAGCGAUGAUCAAAUACCGGGAAUCAGCAAACAGACACAGAACGACACAGAAAAUCAAGAGCAAACUCAAAAUGGUACGGAAAUAUGUGGACAAAACAAAAAACGUGCAGUGGACUAUGACGUUUUUAUGGAUAAACCAGAAACUCCUGCAGCUACCGCUCAAAAGAAUCGAUUGUUAGCAACGCUCGAAAUAGCAUCUCCUCCUCGCUUAAGAAAUCCGGGAACGACAAUAGAACUUGACGGUGAUGACUCACAGCCCAAACCCCUUUCCGGCAUAGACAUUCUUUUUGAAAGACUGGCCAAAUGUGGAGGUGGAAAGCAAAACAUAGCUUCUCCAGCACAGGUUGUCAGCAUCUUAAGCUCUGAUAGUGGCGACCUGAAACUGAACAAUGUGUCAUUACGCGCAAAUGAUGAGCAGCAAAUUACUGCUAAAGAUUCGAUUAUACCCGGUGCAGCAAUGUUUAAAGUGCAACAAAUUUUGAAGGAAAAGAUAGAUACUGAUCGGCGUGAGGCAAUUAAAAAACGUGAAGAAGAGUGGCCCAAAAACCUUGAUGCUGAAAACGCGGAAAACAGUGAAGCAGAACAGGAAGAAGAGCUUUCGGACGAUUAUGGAUCGGAAACGUCGGAAGAUGAAGGAUACGAUGUUACUGGCCAACAUACAAGUGCCGUAAAUCAUGAAGAGUUAAACAACGAUGACGAGUAUUCGUCAUCAAAUUCCAGUUCUGAGGAGAAUGAAGAAGACAAAUGUGAAGAAUUUAUUGCAUUGCGAAAAACCGUUAAAAAAAAGAGUCGAAUUGUUGCUUUCCAAGAUUCGGAGGACGAAGCCGAUGAUCCAACGUUGAAGCCGUAUGAAAAAGUGUUUGACCAAACAAACAAGACUCCUACAAAAGAAACUGCUUUAGAAACAGAAUUUAACCAAACUUUUGGGGAACAAGACGAUAACGUGAUAUUGCAUUGGAAAGAUGACGAGGAAGAAAAUAAUGGUAAUGAUGUAUCAGAAGAUGACCUAAUGGCCUUAUGUUCGGGAGGAUUUACCACGCAGUCAGGUCCAGAUAACCAAUCUUUACCUACAACGCAGAAAGAGUUGCCUGAAAAUCAAACUAAAAAAAACCUGCAACAAGCUUCCCACGUACUUUACACCCAAGCCGAUCAACUUGUGGGAGAAUCACAACUAAUGGAAAUCUGUUCGGGAAGUUUUGAAACACAAAAAAACGUGCAAAUCCAGGAAAAUUCAGUUGAGUCAAGCCAAAUAGCAGAUGCUACUAAAAAGAACUCGUACCAUAAUUUGGAUAGAAAAAUGCGACUUGAGUCUUCAGCCGAAUCAGACAACAGUGAUAGCGAUUGCGUAAGAAAAGUGAGAAAACGUCGUAAGAGAAAACACUUGCACAUAUCGGAUGAUGAUGAAGAAGAAACGGAACAAGAACAAGCAGAUGAGUCUGGAGCAACAGAUAAAAAAACGAUAAGUGAGGAAAAAUCUUCCACCAAAAUCUCAAAUACGGCAAUGAAUACUUACUUUGACUACGAUUCAGAAGAAAAUGAAAUAGAAGUUACACUGCCAAAGAAGGAUGAAAAACAAAUGGUGAAAAACUUCGUAGAAAUUGAAGCUGAGCUGUCCGAAUCGGAGUGGGGUAGUGCAGACGAAGAUGAAAAGGGCCUCGAUCAGUACGAUAUCGAGAUGGGCGAUGAAGAUCAGUACGACCAGAACCAGUUGCAGCAGGAAUUGGGAAAACUACACCAUCUGCAAAUGCUAGAUCGAGAUCAUAGAGAAGUGGAAAAACUGAAAGAAAUUUACAUGGAAGAUGAAGAAAACGAAAACGUCUGGGUAAGACAAUUUAGAUGGAAAAAUGCAGAAAAUACCAUCAAUUUGGAUUAUGAUAAAGAAACGCAUGAAAAUGUAAACGAAGAAGAAAAUGAAGAGGCUAACGAUGAAGAAACCGAACUGAUGUGGCGGAAAAUGAGACAUGAACGGGACACAAUGCUUAAGGAGAAGAAUCUAGACUUCAACGACACCAAUUUUCCCGCUGCUGUGUUGUUGAACACUGCCGAUAUAACAAAUGUAGCGAGCGGGCGAGAAAAUAAUCAAUCCAUGUCCAUGCCAAACAUGGUUGGGAAGAAACGAUUGACUAUUGUUAAAAAACAGUCCACAACCCCUAGUUCUACAAAGGAAGAAAAACCUUUCCUGAUCUCCAGUUCCAGCAUCGUACAGGGCAGCAAAGCAUCAUUUUUAACUCGCGAUGAAAAAAUGCUCAAUAAGCUUGCCGAUUUGAUCAAAUCAAAUCCAGAGACCGAGAGUAGCACCGCAGUAGUUCCCGCUAAGAGUAGAAAUUUUGUUUUCGCUGCUCUAAGCCCAGCAAUCGAGAAGACUGCAAAACGUGUGCUUGAUCCGAAAGAAGCCGAGGAAUGGAGUGACGCAAAAAAAGCCAAAACGUCGGGUAACAAACCAGAUGCAAAACAAAGUUUAUUUCUUGAUUCUUUAAUGUGAAUAUCGGAAAUGUAUAUGAGAAAAUCCCUCGUAAAUAUGUCAAUAUGUCAAACGGUUGGGAUAAUCAAAACGAGUUGUAAAAACACAAAAAUGAUGAAUCU